GUGGCAAGGAAACACACCCGUCAGCGGCGCGCACAGGGAAAAAAAAGGAUAAGCGCGGACAAAGGAAACAUGGACGCAUCCGAGAAGUAUCCGUGCGCUUGUAGAAUGGAAUUAACAAUUAGGCCACUGUGCACAUAAAUGAAAAACCGUUAAUGCUGAAGUGGAAGGCAAGAUAUUGCAAACUGACAAGGCGGAGUGCUGUUUUUAAUCCGUCUGCGGAUCCUAUGAUCUUGCGAUGGCUGUUGCAGGGAUAUGUGAUUGCCUAGACAAAAAAGUGCCUCUUUCUUUUUUGCUAUUUUUAUUAUUUUGUGGCCUUGCUCUCGGACAAAUACGAUAUUCCGUGCCAGAGGAAUCGCAGAGUGGAACGAUUGUAGGUGAUAUUGCACAGGAUUUGGGUUUGGAUAUUCGAAAGCUCUCCACCCGAAAAAUUAAGGUAACCUCUGACAGCGGCAAAAGGUACGUGGACCAUAAGAAUGGAAAAUUGGUGGUAAACGAGAGAAUUGACAGAGAGACGUUGUGUGAUACGAGCACCGCGUGUGUUUUAAAUCUCGAGGUUCUUCUUGAAGACCCACCUGAAGACCAUAAUGUCGAGGUGGAGAUAACAGACGUGAAUGAUAAUACGCCGCAGUUCCCCAGAGACGAGUAUCAAUUAGAGAUCACAGAAUCGGCUUUGCCGGGCUCUCGUUUUCCGAUCGAACACGCGCAAGAUCUGGACAUCGGUACCAAUUCGGUUCGACUGUACCGGCUCAGCCCAAACGAGCAUUUCGCGCUCGAUUCCAACAAGCCUUCGUUGAAUACUAAGCACAUCGAGCUCGUGCUCAAAAAGCCAUUGGAUCGCGAGCUCGCCCCUUAUCAUCAGUUACUCCUGACAGCGACAGACGGUGGCACACCAGCACGAACAGGUACCGCAAAAAUAAACGUUCGCGUCUUAGAUUCGAAUGACAACAACCCCGUUUUUGAUAGCUCGGUCUAUAAAGUCAAAUUGCUUGAAAAUUCUCCCAAAGACACUUUGGUUAUCAAACUGAAUGCCACAGACCAAGAUGAAGGAACAAACGGGGAGGUGCUUUAUUCAUUCAGCAGUUACACCCCAGACAGGGUCAGGCAGAUGUUCAGCAUGGACACCAACACUGGAGAAAUCAGAGUCAAGAGCAAUGUGGACUAUGAAGACACCAAUUCAUAUGAAAUGUACAUCCAGGCCAUGGACAAAGGCCCAGCUCCCGUGGCUGCUCAUUGCAAAGUGGUGGUGGAGGUCGUCGAUGUCAAUGACAAUGUUCCAGAGAUCGUGCUUUCAUCUCUGUCCAGUCCAGUACGUGAAGAUGCACGUGCAGACACAGUGGUGGCAUUGAUCAGUGUCACUGACCGGGACUCUGGCCCUAACAAACAGGUCACCCUUGAAAUUCCACCAGGUCUUCCUUUCAAAAUCAAAUCGUUUAGAAAUUACUACACCUUGGUAACCUCAGCUUUUCUUGACCGUGAGAACACAGCAGCCUAUAAUGUCACCCUCAGCGCUACCGAUGGCGGCAACCCUCCUCUUUCGUCUCAGAAAACCAUUCAGGUGGAUGUUGCAGAUGUGAACGACAACCCACCUCGCUUUGACCAGACCUCCUACACUGUGUAUGUCACGGAGAACAAUGCACCUGGAGCCUCGCUCUGUACCAUCAAGGCUCAUGAUUCAGAUGUCAAUGAAAACGCUCGCAUCACCUACACGGUUCUAAAUGACCACAACCAUGGGAUCCUUGUCACCUCCUAUGUGUCGGUGAAAGCAGACACAGGUGUUGCCUACGCUCUUCGCUCCUUUGACUUUGAGUCAUUACGGGAGUUUCACUUCCAGGUUAAAGCUCAGGAUGGUGGUGUCCCACCACUCAGCCGUGUAGCCACCGUGUAUAUCUACGUAAUGGAUCAAAACGACCACCCGCCUGAGAUUGUGUAUCCCCCAGCUAAUGGCACACGCUCAACGGAGACAGUCCAGAAGAAUGCAGAGCCAGGUACAUUGAUCACAAAGGUUGCGGCCUAUGAUGCUGAUGCCGGACAGAACGCAUGGGUUGUCUAUCUGCUCGACCAGGCCAGUGAUCUGGAUCUAUUCAAAGUGCAUGAACACACAGGAGAAAUACGCACAACACGGCGUGUCCUUGAAGACAACUCCACCUCUUUUAGUCUCACUGUACUAGUAAAGGACCACGGAGAACCACCUCUUUCAUCUACAGCUACGAUUAAUGUGGCCGUCAUGGAGGUGCCCCUAAAAGUCACACCUGACCCCAAACGAAUCAUUCGCCCUCACAGCGCUCUCUCAUUAUCCAAAGUGACAUUAUACCUCAUCGUGGCCUUGAGUGCCACCACCUUUGUUUUCUUGGUGACGGUGGUUGUGCUGGCAAUUGUGCGUUGCCAUGCCUACUGCACCCAACCCGGAUCCUGUUCGCCAUGCUGUGUGUCUCAAAAGGCCCAGGCAGAAGGUGGCUUGGGAGGUGGUGGUGGAGGUAGUGGUGGUGGUGGCGGCGGCUCGCAACCCAAUAACAAUGUGGUGCUCCGAAGAGACCUCAAGGUUGAGCCACAUUACAUUGAGGUCCGGGGGAAUGGCUCACUGACCAAAACCUAUUGCUACAAGACCUGUCUGACUGCCACAUCAGGCAGCGACACCUUCAUGUUCUACAACACAGGCCGGCCCAUCAGUGGCACCUGGGGCUCAGAGCGCUUCUUUACUGGGGGAAGUGGAUUUGUUCGCAGGCUUAGUAUGCCAGAUGCAGCAAUACAGCCCAAAGGCCCAAAUGCUGACUGGCGUUACUCUGCGUCGUUGAGGGCAGGAGUGCAGAGUUCUGUGCAUAUGGAGGAGGCAUCAGCUGUGAUGCAGGGAGCGCAAGGCAUGCUGGUCCAGAAUUGGCCCACGGUCUCCAGCGCAGCAGAUGGUGAAGGAGAGGGACAGCUGUCUCCUCCUGUUGGAGCUGGAAUCAACAGUAACAGCUGGAGCUUCCGCUAUGGCGCGGGCCCCGGAUACGGCCCUCCACAAGCCCUGAAGCCGGGAGAGAUUCCCCCUGAAGCCUUCAUCAUCCCCGGCUCUCCGGCCAUCAUCUCCAUCCGGCAGGACCCAGGUGCCGUGGAUGAUAAGGGCGAGUUCAUCACUUUCGGGAAGAAAGAGGAGUCCAAGAAGAAGAAAAAGAAGAAGAAGGAAAAGAAGGACAAGAAGGAUAAAGGGAAAGAUGAUGGCGAGGAGUAAUGAAGAACAUCCCACUACAAUAUUAAAGCUAUCAACUUGCGUUUGUAGCAAAAUGAUGACAGAAAGAGUAAACCAAAAAUACUGAAAACGUAAAGAGAGGAGAAAAUCCCUUCAAUAUACCAUAUCUACCAAGUCCAGGCUGAAAAGAGUUCGCUCUAUGUGCAGACACGUAUAAAUAACACAAAUUAACCCAGUGAACAUUUACAUGACUAUAAUUGGCUAUUUUUAUAGUUCUAAUCCAUCUAAGAAAGACUCUACAGUCUACAAAAUAAAAACCCAGACACUCACACCUUGUAAAUGAUAUUUUCAUCCACAACAAAGGACGUCCCUCUCUCUUAAAAGGAUCAAACUAAUUUCCAGUUAAACUGGAUAUGAACUCAUCCGAGAGUUUUCUCUGCCUUCGUCCCUCAUCUUCAUAUGGGAAAGAAACAACCUCCCCGGGCCCCCAUCUCACGUCCUGAUCUGCAAGGAAUAAAACUUUCCAGACACAAAUUUGACUGCACCUUCAUCAGAAAGACCAGUGUCUGAUUUCUAUAGCAGAUCUAAAAGCAAGAGAUGGGAAUGUAGCAGUCAAAUCAACUCCCGAAAUAACCUAGAAAAGAACAAAGAGAUCGCUAACGCUUCUGUCCUGCUCCCGAACAAAUCUCAGAGCGACACUUUACUCAGCAUUCUAUGUAAGAGCAAUCCAAUACUCUAAUACAAUCCAAAAUUAUGCACAUCUACGAAAUAAAUGAUGCAUAAACCUAGAGAUUGUUGCUCUCUAAAGCAUUACAGGCUGUCCACACUUUGGACAGCUAAAGGACUGAAGCACAACAGCCUCUCAAAAGUCUGUAAAAUAGUGCUCAUCGCUUCAUUUAAAGAAAAAAAAGCCGCCAACUUCCUUUGCUGCAGUUUUGAAUGUUUGAUAGCCGUCAUCCCACUUUCCGCCAGCUUUACGUCUUAGUCCAGCUUACACCCUUUGCAUCUCUGAUGAUAUCCGAGUUUGUUCCCCAAGUCUGUAGAAAUUGUACAACGGGUGCUUGUUGUUUCAUUUCAAAACUCACUAAAUUGAUUUGAAUGUUUGAUAGGCGUCAUCCCAUUUCUUGCCAGCUUUACAAUCAUAGUCCAGCUCUCUUUUACCUACAGCUUGUAACUAACAUUGCCAUCCUCCCUUUAUCAGACGUGCUGUGCUGGCCUCAUGUCAGUACUGCCCCCUGGUGGUGCGUGUAGUAUAACGUAACAGGAAAGAGCAGAAAAAGAAGCCACUCCUUCUGCAGGAAACAUAAGCACAUGUACUGGCCCCUACAUCCACGUAUAAAUUCAAUAUACACCCGUGUUUAUGCUUUGACAGCAGUGGAGCUAACCGUGGACUAUGCAGCUAUGCUUAUGGAGGAGUUUAGCCAUGGCGUUUGGUGCUUUCUAGGACGAUGAUAGAGGGUAGGCAGAGAUUAGACUGAGGAAUUAUAGCAGAGGGCAGUAUAGAGUUUUUCUACUGUAUAUAAUUAUUAUAGAAACAUAGCUUCAUGACAUAGUCGAUUUUUGUAAAUAAUGGGAACAUUUUCUUAGCAUUCGGACAUCAUGAUUAAGGUUUCAGUUCGUUUUCUUUCUUUUUUUAGAGGGAGCACAUCUCUUCCUUUCUUUAAAGAUACUGUUAAGUAACGGAGAGAUGUUUGUGCUGCUAUGAGGCCGUUUCAUCACACAUACACACACGCACACAGACACACUCCAGUCUCUUUCAGGUGUGGUUCAGUGCUGUCAGAUCACCAAGUGACUGUUUUGCAUGUUAAACGCAAUUAAAAACAGAAAUUAUAUAUAGAUAUUAAUGAACAGAUAUGUUUUUUCAUAAUUAUUUUUUCUCGUGUAUAACAGAACCGGAGAUGCGCAUCAUCUCUGCUUGAGUAUGGAGAUAUAAAUCAGAUUAUUCACGCAGGCAUACACUGAUUGCAUACAUGCAGUGAGCGUAAAAAGAAGACACAGAAACGAUGAAGGGAUCUGUGGCGGUCAACAUUGACAUUUACAUUCUAGGUAUAUGUAAUGCUGUAGUGUUAUGGUCUAAAUUGCUUUUCUUUACGAUCUUAUGAUUUUUUGCAACUUGAAAGGAUCAAUCCUUCGUUUUGUGCUAGGCUUUAAAAUCAAUAACACUGUAAUGUGAAACAGUUCAUACGUCCCUAUGAUAUAAACCUCUCCCUUCAAUAACAAAAUGAUAAAAAAAAUUACAAAAAUGUUAAAAACGAUUAAAAAAGAAAAUAAAAAGGUCUAUGUAUUCUGCUUGUGUGUGGUAAUUAUAUAUCAACUCAUCCAGUGCCAAGGUGGCACUUUGCUUUUGACUUUGACGGUGCAAAUCUGUUGGACAUUUUUUGUACACCUGCUCAUCAGUGUAAUGGUGUUUAUUAUUUUAUAUUACUUUAAGAAAUCUGGUAAUGUGUUUUGUUUAUAAAUCACAAAUAAAGUUUUGUUUCAUAAGUA
Messenger RNA from Danio aesculapii, 5653 nucleotides. RefSeq names its product protocadherin alpha-C2-like. Gene Ontology annotation, biological process: homophilic cell-cell adhesion. The coding region runs from base 236 to 3208 and encodes 990 amino acids. NCBI's taxonomy places the organism in Eukaryota, Metazoa, Chordata, Actinopteri, Cypriniformes, Danionidae. The transcript is spliced from 4 exons. Gene Ontology annotation, molecular function: calcium ion binding. The record is from RefSeq and is a predicted model, not a curated record. Gene Ontology annotation, cellular component: plasma membrane.